AUGAAGAGAUUUGAACAGAUGGUUGAAGAGCACCUCAAGCGUCUAUAUCAAGAGAAAGAACUGGACUCAACGGACAUGCACGUUGAUAUGGAUUCUCCAGCUGAACCGUUAACUUCGCUUGAAUCUGGUGAUCUAAAUGAUAAUCUAGGAACCCCUCAUGAUCAUAAUCUUAUCCCUUCUGAACAUGGGGAGAUAGACACAAUGACCAUGAUUUCUGGCAUCUCUACUACUGAAUCUCUCGAAAGCCCCUUUCUUGAAACUGCGACCCGCUUUAGCCCAACAAAUCCUCCUUCGAAACGCAGCCAUGAAGAGGAAGGCGAGAUUGUAGAAGAGACCUCGAAAAGACCCAAGCAGCCAGAGAAAGUCUCCGAAAUCCCAUGCACAUGCGCCAUUUCGGAUAAUUGCAGACGUGCAGCACAGAACAAUGUGAGCGAUUGCCGAACCUCGUUGGCGCCUUUCCGUCGAAAGCAGAAGCCAAAAUCCAGAAACGCAAUCUUUCCAAUUGCCGUGUCUACAAAGCAGCAAGCCAAGGUUAAGCGGAAUCUGGACGAGAUGUCUCAAAUCCUCUCUCUUUUCAGGAGAGCGCGUACUUCAUCUCCAGGCGAUCUUUCGCAUAUAUUUACCCAGAUGAGGCAGCGUGUUCAGCAACUGCCUUUCUCCGAAGUCCAUCCUUCGUCAGAGGCCAUCCUAAAAUCGCGAUUCCUUGAUGCAGAAUCUGGCUUACCAGCAAUUGCCAACAGUCCUUUGAUUCCAUGGGACAUUAAACUUGACGUGGAUUUGCUUCGCCUACGCUGGGAGAAGGGCGAUAUUGAAACUGGCCUUGAUCGUGGGUUGAUAACCAAGUGUGCAAGGAUCGUUAGCCGAAGUUUCGAUCCUGCAUAUAAAUACAGAGUUUCACCCUUCUACGCUGGAGAAGGAAACCUUCGCAACGGUCAAUGGUUCCCCUGGCAGCUGAGUGCAAUUCGAGAUGGAGCCCACGGAGAAGUUGAAGCUGGUGUUUCUGGCCGUGAGGGUCUCGGCGCUUUCUCAAUCGUUCUUAGUUCCAGCCACAGAUAUGCGGAUAGAGAUCAGGGAGAAACAAUCUACUACUAUGGCACCUAUGGAAAGAACGGCAAGAUCUCGCAUGGCACUAAUCUUCUCCUUGAUGCCCAUCAGAACGGGAUCCCAAUCCGUGUCCUUCGCAGUUCCAAGCUUCCUGCCAUAAACAAAUACCGCCCGGCCGAAGGGUUACGCUACGAUGGGCUGUACAAGAUUGAGAGUGAGGAACUCAUGGAGGAAAGCAGCUCGCUCUAUCGGUUCAAGCUACAACGUGUCGAAGGCCAGACUCCCAUCCGUUACUCGGGUCCGGAAGCGAGACCAACUCCCAAGGAAGUGGAAGAAUUUAGAAACCUUCAGAAGUUUGCCUCUGCUUCGAGACCCAAAAAGUCUCCUUAA
Coccidioides immitis RS is the source of this 1434-nucleotide messenger RNA. RefSeq lists its product as uncharacterized. The transcript has 2 exons. Gene Ontology annotation, biological process: negative regulation of gene expression via chromosomal CpG island methylation; protein ubiquitination. Lineage: Eukaryota; Fungi; Ascomycota; Eurotiomycetes; Onygenales; Onygenaceae. Gene Ontology annotation, molecular function: ubiquitin protein ligase activity. The record is from RefSeq and is a predicted model, not a curated record. Bases 1 to 1434 code for a protein of 477 amino acids.